CAGAGGAUGCUGGUUUGGUCUCCCAGCACAACAGUAAUGGUACCACUUUCUUAACUACCCACCACCUCUAUUCACUGAGCAGUAAAAAUAUGUGCACCCCAGUUUGUCUAUUGGCAGAUUACGUGUGGUGGGGUAAAGUGCGGGUAGUCCCACCAAUUCCAAGGCGUAUGACCAGUAUGGAACGCUAAAUACCUUCGAGAUAAUCUCUCUAGAGCUCCCGCUGGUGGAAUCCCUAUUUCCAGCAGCGCUCAGAGCAAGCAAUUGCAGGGCUGCACUUUCCCCAUCAUUUUCGAGAUUUCGAAAAUCUAGAAAAGUGGCUCGGCUAGAGGGCACCUCGAACCUUUUUUGUGGGCUAAACGCAAGAGCGGCAUUCAUAGUAAUUUUGCUGAUGUCAUUUCAUUCGCAGGCUCGGUACGAUUCUUCUUCAUUCCGACACAUCAGAUAAGAAGAACCGCACGAGACUCCAGUGCAACUCCUCGCCAGGCUUACCGUCACCACCGCACCUCCUCACCCGCCCCCCCUCCAUGCGCCGUCGAGCGACCAGCUCGGCCGGCGCCAUGGCCCUCCUUCCAAAGACUCCAUCGCCGCUGGCCGCCAUCAUUUUGCUGGCACUUGCAGCCAGCGCGUCGGCCGCCAGCAUGACGGUGGAGACGCACCGGCACGAGCCGGGCAGCGUCGGCGCCGCACCACACGACUUGCCGCACCGCAACCAGACGUUGGGCGGCGGCUCGGACGAGCAGCAGCUGCAGCCCAUCGUCUUCCACCACGUGUACAACAUCAAUGUCCCGCCGGGAUCGCUGUGUGCCGUCGACCUGGACGCGGGCCCCCCCGACGGCGCCGGCUUCGACUCCAGGUCUGUGGUCGGCAGCGGUAGCGGCGACGGCGACAUCGGCGGCGGCGAGUCAGACCUGGGCACCUUCACGCAGAAGACGCACGAGACGGGCGGCCAGGUGGUGUUCACGCACCGCAUCAGCAUCCCCAAGCGGGCGUGCGGGUGCAGCACGGAGGGGCUUCCCGACCUGCGGGAGCUCGUGCGGCGCGUGGAGCUCAUGGAGCAGGAGAUCUCGUCGCUGCGCCAGCAGUGCUCCUCUGCCGCGUGCUGCGGAGCAGCGCCCGGAGCCGUAGGUGGCACAGACAUCGCGUCGCCCUGCAACGGGCACGGCACCUUCAGCACCGAGUCGUGCGGCUGCGUCUGCGACAAGGGCUGGACGGGCAAGACGUGCUCCCAGCCGGCGUGCCCCAGCGACUGCGGCGGGCGCGGCACCUGUGUGGACGGCGUCUGCGACUGCGAGGAGGGCUUCGGCGGUCCCGACUGCGGGCAGGCCACCUGCCUCAACGACUGCAGCAACCGCGGCGUGUGCGUCAACGGCGUCUGCGUCUGCGAGCGGGGCUUCGUGGGCGCCGACUGCUCCCAGCCGGGCUGCCCCAACGACUGCAACGGCAGGGGCCGCUGCGUCGACGGCAAGUGCUUGUGCGCCCGGGGCUUUUCGGGAGAGGACUGCCGCGAGUCGCGGUGCCCCAACAACUGCAACAACCGCGGCCGCUGCGUCAACGGACGGUGCGUCUGCCAGAGGGGCUAUGGCGGCGAGGACUGUGGCGAGGGGGGAGCGUGUGCCAACGACUGCAGCGACCACGGGAAGUGCGUGGCCGGGAGGUGCGUGUGCGAGCCGGGGUUCACCGGCCCCGAGUGCAGCGUGCUCAGCUGCCCCAACGACUGCAACGGGCACGGCUUCUGCGACAACGGCAUCUGCGUCUGCGACAAAGGCUUCGUCGGGGAGGACUGCAGCACGCCUUUCAUCGGCCCCAAAGAAAUGUCCUUCAAUUACAUCACGGAGUCUUCAGUGCAGGUGGGGUGGGCAGCUCUACCCUUCCCCGUCGAGAGCUGGGAGAUCACGUUCACGUCCGAGGACACCCCAGACGGACUUCUGUCGACGCUGAGCAGCACCGAGACGAGCCACACGCAGACCGGUCUGGAGCCUGGCGUCAAGUACGACGUCUCCCUGGUGGCCAUCAAGGACAACAAGAAGAGUCAACCCACCACGUCCUUCUUCAGCACCUUGAUCGACAGCCCCAAGGAUCUCAAGGUGGAUGACGUGAAGGACACCACGGCGCAGCUGUCCUGGACCUCUCCGUCCGCCUUGGUGGACGGCCUCGUGCUCACCUACGGCCCGACCAGACCAGGCGCUCGCAAGACGGAGGUGCCGCUGCAGCCCACGGUGACGGACCACGCGCUGCAGGGCCUGCGCCCGGGCGUGCAUUACACCGUCACCCUGCACUCCGUUCGCGGCCCCCAGAUGAGCGACAAGCAGAUCCAGAGCUUCGUCACCGCUAUUGACGGGGCAAAGAAUCUGCAGGUGGUGUCAGUGACCGACUCGACGAUGGACAUCGAGUGGGAGAACACCCAGUCUCCCAUCGACCACUACACGGUGCAUUACACCACCUCGUCGGGUGACCCACCAGGCGACAUCAAGGUGUACAAGAGCCCACAGCCUACCACUAAGACAACCAUCACUGGCCUGCAGCCUGGAACUGAAUACAAGAUAUCUGUGGUGGCUGUGAAGGGAAGCAAAGGAAGUGCUCCAGCAAGUACGACCGGACGAACUGUCAUUGACGGUCCAAAGGACCUGCAGGUCACCAAUUCUAGUGACACCACCAUCUCGCUCAGCUGGACGGCUCCCAGCACCAGCUUCGACCGCUACACCAUUACGUUUGCCUCGGAGACCAGCGACGACGGGCGGGAGGUGACCGUCCCGGCCGACGCUACCACGGCCACCCUCUCUGACCUGGAGCCAGGCACAAAGUACGCCAUCCGCCUGCGGGCCGAGAAGGGGUCUGUACACAGCGCCUGGGCCUUCACCAGCGGAAAGACUGGCUGCAAGCCGGCCACUGCAAUGCGGUUUUCGGAUAUCACUCCGACCAGCUUAGUGGCAUCUUGGGCAUCGCCACCCGCUACACCCGACUACUAUAUUGUCAAGUACAGCCAGAGGAACAGAGAGCCACACACGGUCGCAGUGAGUGGAGGACAAAACUAUGUGGUGUUGUCUGACUUAAAACCUGACACAGAGUACAGAGUGCGGGUCAUUUCCGUCAAAGGAGUGUCUUCGUCCAAACCCCUGAUUGGUGACGUCUUCACAGCUUCAGGAAGCCUCCAGCCACCGUGCCCCGAAGCGAACGCCGAGGAUGAGGAUCUGAAUAGCAGAGAAACGGGGGAACCAGACUACGUCGAGAUACAGUCUGCCUCCAACGACGCGCAAAAAUGCAAAUUCACAGAGAACGCCAAGUCAGCGUUGACCACGCCACCCCCCGUCGACAAGGAGCUGUACGGCCUCAGCCCUAUUGACGUAGAGUCCUCAACGAUGAGGCUGUCGUGGGCGUCGAAGCCCUUCGCUUUCCAGACCUUUGUCGUAAAGUACGGGCCGGUGUCCGCCGGGAAGAUGCGUAAAGUAGUGGUGGCCGGAGAUUCCCGGUCGCUCGAAAUUUCAGGGCUAAAAGGCAACACCGAGUACGUGGUUUCACUCGCAGGGGUGCGUGAUGAUACCCUAUCACCGCCACUGACAAUACGUGUCACGACAGCCACAGCCUCCGUCCGCGUGAGAAGAAGCCUUAAUUUGAGGCGUCCAGACAGCGUCCACAAGAAGCAGUUGGCUGCUACGCUUAAGGAUGAAGGUGAAAUCUCGAGCCAAUUGACAGACGUGUCAGCCUCGAUACCCCACAGCAAACGCGGGUCUGACAAUCACGUUUCAGGGGACAAAGCAGGUCUGGAGGUGACACUUGUAAAGUCUGCAUCUGUGAUUGACGGCAAGGCACCCGAAGCUAAAUCUGAGAACGGUUAUUUCUCCGAGAUAUAUUCCUUCCUCAGUGGUUUAACUACAGAUUUCAGCAGCUCAGCUAAGGGAAAAGCGAUAGAGACUCCCCGGAACAUUGACUUUAAGGACAUCAGGGAGACAUCCGUCGUCGUGGCCUGGAUCGCUCCGUCCGCCGACGCAGACAGCUUCAAGAUCGCUUACGUCCCAACGGCUGGAGGCGAGCCCGAGAGCCGGCGGGUGGCUUCGUCGCUGACGGAGGUCAUGCUGACCCGCCUGACCCCCGGCACGGAGUACGAAGUGAACCUUAUCAGCGUCAAGAGCUUCCAGGAGAGCGAUCCCCUUAUGGGGACCUUCACCACCCUGCUGGGUAGCCCGUCCGUUCUGAGCGCGGAGGAUGUCACCGACAGCUCGGCCCUGCUCAAGUGGAAGCCCACGAUAGGCCCCGUGGACACCUACUCGCUCACCUACAGCUUCGAAGAUGGAGAGCCCGUGACCGUCACCGUUUCGGGCGGCACGGUUGAAUACCAGCUGACCGACCUGAAUCCCGACACGCCGUACAUCGCCAAGGUUCGCGCGGUCAAGGGAGCCCAGCAGAGCGCGGACACGGCGGUCGCCUUCGUCACCGCCCGAAAGAAGACGAGCUUCCCCAUGGACUGCAGCGAGGCCUUGCAGGGCGACCAGGCCAGCGGCGUGUUCACCAUCUUCCUGAAUGGCAACGCCAGCCAGCCACUGUCGGUCUACUGCGACAUGACCACCGAUGGCGGAGGAUGGAUCGUCGUACAGAGGCGUCAAAACGGGCUCACGGACUUCUUCCGUAACUGGAAGGCGUACGAGAAAGGCUUUGGAGACAUCAACGAUGAAUUCUGGCUCGGCCUCCAGAACAUCUUUGCGCUGACGUCGCAAGGGCGCUACGAGCUGCGCGUGGACCUGCGGGACGGCGAGUGGGGCGCCCAUGCCGUGUACGACCACUUCUCCGUGGCCAACGCCAGUGGCCUCUACCGGCUCAAAGUCGGCGAAUACAGCGGGACGGCCGGAGACUCGAUGACCUACCACGAGGGCCGUCCGUUCUCGACGGUGGACCGGGACAACGACGUGGCCAUCACCAACUGCGCCAUCUCCUACCACGGCGCCUGGUGGUACAAGAACUGCCACCGGGCCAACCUCAACGGCAAAUACGGAGACAAAAGCCACAGCCAGGGCGUCAACUGGUACCACUGGAAAGGCCACGAAUACUCGGUUCCGUUUGUGGAGAUGAAGAUUCGCCCGUUCGCCGCCGCCAAGAGGGGCAGCAGACAGCACCUGCGGAAUUAGACGUGGGCGUCGAUUGAGCAUGUGGGUUGGCUACGUACGAUGAAAAAGAAGUUCAACGUACUUGCAUUCAUUGAAGGAAGAGAUGCCCCUGCCCCUGCACCCACCGCCCCCCUCCCCAAAAAAAAAAUUACGAAACAGCUUUUUGCCUUUUGUAGACACACAGACACGGAGCCUGUAGGUCCGACGUGAGAUUGAAGUUUGUCAGCGAGUGAAAUACUUUCGAAUUACUCUUUUGGCAUGCCGUCGUAGUGGCAUUGCAGUGACAUCGUAGUAAAGUGUAAAUCAAUUCGAACAACACGCUCCGCACAACCUGAGAACACAUCGGAGAGCUGUUCACUUAUGUCGCAGCGCGAUCAUGAGGUCAAAUUUUAGUUUUUCAUUAACGAAGCUUCAAUCUCGUGCCGGGCAGCCCAGGUGAACACAGCUCCUAGCUACGUAGGUGAGUAAUAUCUGCGAAAUGAGAGCUGUCCGGCUCUCAGAUGUGUUUUCAGGCUGUACCAUUUGUCAUUUGGUAUCAUGUCCGUCGUUUUACGCCACGUUCUGAGACCUUAUCCAGGGACAAAAUUGAGCAUCUCCCGUUCUACCUUGAUUACGUAAACGUCACCGGCUGCUGACGAUCAUCGUCAAGAACCAGCCACAUGAGCGGCACUCCAGCGACGCUCUAUAAUCAAGGGAGAACGGCGAUCUGUGCUCAAUUCGGUUCCCGGAGAAGCUCCCAGCACGUGGAGCGAAACGUCGGACAUUAUCCCAAAGUACAACGCGGCAACGACCCGAAAACAAAUCGCGGUGAUCUGUCCAACUCGACCGCGAUGACCUACGCAGUCGAAUAACAGCUGAUUUGCUUUCUGUAGAGUUGUCUUACGGACAGUGCUGACGGUUGACCGACACGUUGGGUUCCACGUUGAAAGUCAACGGGUCAACAAUUACACAUCAUGCAUUCGGGUAUUUUUGGUUUUGUUUUUUAAACGUCACGCGCAGCGUCCGUGAGUCGUAUCAUCAGACUAGCUUGCUGCCAGCACUGCGCUCUAACAGUUGACAAAGAGAUUUGAAAGAUCAGUUUAUAUAUUAUUAACAAGCAUAGAGACAUUACUUUAUUACGACGAAAUGUUUCAUUUAUGUUGUUUCAUUUGGGUCAACUCCGUCUAUGUUAUUUUACCAAUCAGAAGCAAGGAACGGAGAGUUUAGAUACACGAUCAAACCUCUAGCUUGGUGACUGCCCACCAUCCAAUUGCUUCUGUUGUUAUACGAUGUUAUUUCAUGUAGUAUUGAGAGAGUUUAUUCAAUAGAGUGUAUUACAUUAUAUUCAGUAUCCAAAAGAAUCGACAUUUUUUGUCAUCUGUGUCCUAGAAUAAACACGUUUGCUUUUUGCAAGACAUUGAUACUUAACCCCUGCAUAGACGCCUCUGACGGGUUAAAAGUUGUGAAUGGUGCUAGAAAAAAAAGUGAUUACAAAUUUCACACUGCCUGAACUCACCUUCGCUUACUCUGGCUAAGAUAUUUGCUGUUUUGAGAAUAUUUUUACCAAUGCACUGUACAUAAAAGAGAUGCUUAUAUAAACGGUCAGUAAACAAAACUUGUGAAACUCAUAGCUUUGUAUUGCAAUAUAUUUUAAUUUUGAAAAACAAAUCUUAAUUAUAUAUAUCUCUCUCUUGGAAGAAAAAAAAUUCGACUUAACAUGUUUAAGAUUAAGAAGUUUAAGAUCGGCAUUACUGCAGCUCGAAUUUUGGAGGGCAUUGUCAAGAGGUUACUGUGGUGCCAAAGCUUUUUUUUGUCUUGUAUUUAAGUAAAUGUAUAUGAAUAAAUUGGUUAAGUCCCUUGGAGUUAAAACUAUAUCCAAAUUGGAACAUUUUCAGUUUAAUUGCUCUAUAUGCUGUGGAUGUGUUUCAAGAAGGGGUGGAAUGAUUUACCCGCCGCUGGCAAUUCAAUGACUUCUCGUGAACUGCCACCUCCAGCGGCUGCAGGAGUGACAUUGAUUUUUACGUGUGCUUCAAAAUGUAUCCCAUGAAUCGAUGUAUCAUCCCACCCUUAAAUUCGAGACACUGGCGAUGUUGUCAAGCUUAAAGUUAAGUACCAGCAUUUUACUUGCUGGAAAUCUGCAUUUUAUCCAGUAGAAUGUCAGUGUUUAUGCCAUCAGACCUGUUAUGUUUUUUUGAAUAAUCUUAAGAUGCCUCUCAUCAUAAAUGCUCCUGUUUGAAUGAAAUGCUUUAUUAAAUCAACAUCGGCUUCAUAUUCCCUGUACAACAGUGUAUUGCAAUAAAUGGGAAUGAUCCUCAACAA
Messenger RNA from Lethenteron reissneri (Far Eastern brook lamprey), 7394 nucleotides. Its product is annotated as tenascin-like. NCBI's taxonomy places the organism in Eukaryota, Metazoa, Chordata, Hyperoartia, Petromyzontiformes, Petromyzontidae. The record is from RefSeq and is a predicted model, not a curated record. Gene Ontology annotation, molecular function: protein binding.